Messenger RNA from Amoebophrya sp. A25, 879 nucleotides. Lineage: Eukaryota; Dinophyceae; Syndiniales; Amoebophryaceae. The record is from the annotation of a GenBank genome assembly.
CACACCGCAAGCUUCGCAGGAGGUUUUGCACGCUUUGUUUUAGAUCAUCCAAGUACUAAUCCUGAUAACAAUUUUGGACCUACAUCUUCUGCAGUAAAACGUUGUUCAUCACCUGAACCAGUUGAACGGACUUCGUCUGCAUCUGUGGAUACUCUUUGCAAUAGUCGAUUACCAUUUUUCUCACCAAUUUCGCAAUCGGUUUCCAGCCGAGAAACCAUCUUCACAUCGCCGAAGUCACGCAAAUCCAUCCAACUUUCAGUUGCUGAAGAGGACGAGAAGCAGGCGGCUGAAGAAUACAAGGAUACUGUUGCGGCUGCGUCAUCCGACGAUCAGUCGGUGGUGUUGGUGGACCAUGUGGAUCUGGACGUUCGACCUCAGGAGGAAGAAGGGGACAUUGUGUUGUCUGGACGCGAAUCACCAAUGAGUCGCUCAGCACCGCAAGUUCAAAACGUUUUCACCGAGGAUGUGCGACGCUUAUCCGAUUCUGCGCUUACAGCACAGAUUCGUCUCAUGGAGCUCAGCCAAGAGUUGGCACGACGUAAACUACAAGCCACGAGUUCAAGUUCAACGGUGCGUGCAACUGCUCCCGCAGCUAGCUCCUCUCCAAGCGUUCCGGCAGCCGCUACCAGUUCUACGAAUUUGAGUGGAAGCUAAAGGGUGUGCACCUUCGUGGUGAUGUCAGACAGGACGAGAAGACUUAUUGUUUUAGGCACUGCAUUCGGCAGGCUCAUAACAACGUUUGAGAAGGGCAUAGAUGGCAGUUUAUUGCUGAGUCUUUGCAACCCUGUCUGAGAACGAACUUCCCCAUCCCAUGCCUAAUCCUUGUUACGUUUGCAGUUUUUUCUAGACCGUGAAAUGAAGCAAGGAGGAGAAGGGAAG